Molecule: messenger RNA, 875 nt
Organism: Cucumis sativus (cucumber)
Lineage: Eukaryota; Viridiplantae; Streptophyta; Magnoliopsida; Cucurbitales; Cucurbitaceae
Product: cell number regulator 2
Exons: 4
Coding region: 208-660 (150 amino acids)
Source: RefSeq, a predicted model, not a curated record
AUUUACAUUUUCUAUUUCACUUGAAAUUAAUAUUUGGCACAUGCAUGUAGACCAAGUCUUGUAUUUGAACUUUUAAAAAACUGUGUUCUCUACAUCUUCAUUCUCUUUGAAAAAUCACUAUAAAUUGGAGUAUAGAAGAACUUCACAGGCCACAAUUGUGUCUUAAAGUUAGUUAAGUAUUGGUUUAGUUGUUUGAAAUAUUAAAAGAUGGGCAGCGACGAUGGUUUUCUGAACAACUCCGGAAACGAGUCGCCAUGGUCCAGCGGCCUCUGUGAUUGCUUCUCCGACAUGGGAUCAUGUUGCUGUACAGCAUGGUGUCCAUGUGUGCCAUUUGGGCAAGCCUCAGAGAUCAUAGAUGAAGGAUCAACUUCUUGUUUUGGUAACGGAUUAAUCUUUUGUCUAAUUGCUACCUUUACACCCUGCAUUUGCCUUUACACUUGUUCGUAUCGAUCUCGAUUGAGGAAAAAAUACAAUCUUAAAGAAACACCAUGCAACGAUUGUUGCGUUCAUUGUUGGUGUUGGAGUUGUGCUAUGUGUCAAGAGUAUCGUGAGCUUCAAAACCGAGGUUUCAACAUGCAUAUCGGUUGGCAAGAAAAUAUGCAGAGAGGAAACAAGGGAAUAGAGAUCCCACCUACUGUCCCAGGACAAAUGAAACGUUGAAGUUCAAAUAAUGCAAGUGAUGGUUCUGAUCUCUAUGUAUUUUUCCCCCUCGAGUUCAAUAAUGUGUGGAAUUAUGUCUUAAUCUUUGUUUGAUUAACCAUAUUUGUUAAUCUGUAUACUAUAGUUUGUUAUUAUAUAUUUUGUUCAUCUUGUAUAUUUAAACUAGUGAGAAUACUUCUCCCUAAAUAAAUAUUGAAUAAGAUUUCAUUUGUUUA